Messenger RNA from Numida meleagris (helmeted guineafowl), 5130 nucleotides. It is a transcript of the gene TSPAN9, whose product is annotated as tetraspanin 9. Lineage: Eukaryota; Metazoa; Chordata; Aves; Galliformes; Numididae. Gene Ontology annotation, cellular component: membrane. The transcript has 10 exons. The record is from RefSeq and is a predicted model, not a curated record. The coding region runs from base 339 to 1172 and encodes 277 amino acids.
CCGCUGAGCAGCGUCGGUCCGAGCCCCUCCUUCCAUUUCCGCUGGCAGGAUCUGGAGCUGUCUCCUGACGCCCGUCUGCAGAUUUCUCAGGACUCGGCCCGACCUAGUCCGGUCCGGUCUGGUCUAGUCUAAUGAGCGAGGAUGUCUUAAACCUGGGAUACCUCCUUGCCGUGGGUGGAAAUAUUCCUACAGUAAAACCGCCGAUGGGCAGGGGGGCUGCCUUUCUCCUUUCCCCUCAGGCUGCAGCGUGGUAUUACAUCAUAGCUGCAGACCUGACCUGAGCGUUGAAUGGGUGAAGCCCUGCAGGUGAUUGUCCAAGAGAAUUUAAGAAGUGCGACAUGACAAGAGGCUGCCUGUGUUGUUUGAAAUAUAUGAUGUUCCUUUUCAAUUUGAUAUUUUGGUUAUGUGGCUGUGGGCUCCUGGGCGUGGGCAUCUGGCUGUCAGUAUCGCAAGGAAACUUCGCUACAUUUUCUCCUAGUUUUCCAUCACUUUCAGCUGCCAACCUAGUCAUUGCCUUUGGCACAGUCGUCAUGGUGACCGGCUUUCUGGGCUGCCUAGGUGCUAUCAAGGAGAACAAGUGCCUACUUUUGAGUCAUUUGUCCAGCAAGGAAGCACAGAGUGUGAGAACCCCUCUUAGAAAACACACCGUGGAUCUCUCCUCUUGCAUAAACCCAGGAGGUUUCAUCAUGAUCCUCACCACUCUGAAGUUUUUCAUCGUUUUGCUGAUAAUUCUCCUGGCAGAGCUGAUAUUACUCAUUUUGUUCUUUGUUUAUAUGGACAAGGUCACUGAGAGCGCAAAGAAGGAUUUGAAGGAAGGUAUGAAGCUAUACAAUUCAGAAAAUAAUGUUGGACUGAAAAAUGCAUGGAAUAUCAUUCAAGCAGAGAUGAAAUGCUGUGGUGUAAAUGACUUUACGGAUUGGUACCCAGUACUGGGAGAAAACAUUGUCCCAGACCGAUGUUGUACAGAAAAUUCCCAAGACUGCGGGCGGAAUUCCACUGAAUUAGUAUGGAAAACGGGUUGUUAUGAGAGAGUUAUGACUUGGUUUGAUGAGAAUAAGCAUGUCCUUGGCUCGAUUGGGAUGUGCAUCCUUAUAAUGCAGAUUCUUGGCAUGGCCUUCUCCAUGACACUCUUCCAGCAAAUUCACAGGACUGGAAAAAAAUAUGAUGCCUAAAGCCUCUGAAACCUUAUCACAUCAAUCCUUCUGUUUGAUCAUAAAAAUGAGCAAAAGGAGUGACUGCAAGGAGUAUCAAGCCCAGCCCUGCUGAGGGAAUCCGUCCCACUGACUGAUCUACUUUGUUGUUACUUGUACAGUUAUUAUUACAGCUUGUUAUUUGAUUCAUAUUUUUGUCUGUUUCACAUUUGCCAUUUAUUUGCCAAAGAGAGGGGGAAAAGCCCCCAAACAAAUGUAUUUUCUACACAAAAUCAUAGAUCUAAGACUAUUCCCUUGAUUUAAGAAAACAUUUUGUUCUUCCAAUAUGUGCUAUAUGUGCAAAAAUUAUAUAUAUAAAACUUUAAGGGAGAAUUCUUCAAAGUCUUCCAUUAAGUUUUCAACCCUCAUGUUCAGUUCACUGGAAGUCCUGGAAAAGCCACUCUGAGAGUCCUAGGAAUUGGAGCUGAUUUGCUUUGCAGCUACUUGUACCUGAUGGUGUAUACUUUUUUUGUUAUGAUAAUGAUGAUCAUUAUUAAUAUGAUAAAUAUAGCUUAGAAUUUAGUAGCCUGAUUUAUAGCUUCUUACUAUAUUUGUUUUUACACAUUUAUUGUACAUUAGUGUAGAAACCACUGUGCAGUCUCCUAAGGACAUGUUUUUCAAAGUUGACAGUUAGGAGGGACAGAUAAAGAGAAUGUUUCUCAAGUUCUUGAGGAGCUUCCUACUCCUAUGAGGCUAAAUUUCAAUGUCUUUACCCAGCCAAAGCAGACUGUGCCUCUUGAUGGCCCUUGUUAGACUACGUUGAUAUCAUGCUACUUUGAAAUCUAAAAGUACUGGCUAAGCGAGUGAAUUCUCCCUGGCAUAAGGGAGAAAGGUUGCAGUCUGACCUGCUGGCCAUUUGGCAGCAGACUUCACAGACCAUAUUGUCUGUUUCAAAAAGUUUGCCUAAAGCAUGGCAUGUUACUAGAUAUUAGAAAGAGGAGUAGCAAUUUUAUUACAGUGUUGUCAUGCUACGCCUUUCAGUGAAUGGGUUCCCUCAAAAAGAUGACAGCUAUUUCUCUGAGCUGGGAAAGGUGUCUCAGGACAGAGAGGAAAAUGAAUUUGAUUAAAGAAGACCAGAUGCAGAAAAGGGGCAAUUUCCAAAAAACACUUAGACUAUGCACUGUCACACCUUCAGCACAGAAUUGGUUCACGCUGGGAGAUUGCCAAGUCUAUGCAAUGAGGUGAUCCAGAGUUCACUGGGAUGUGAUACAUAUUUUUUAGCCACGUUCUGGCUACAAAAUUUGAACAAAAAUUCUAGUUUAAAUGCUAUUUCAUUGCAAGCCAUGCCAUUUACUUUUUUUUUCUGAGAUCUUUCCUAAGUUUUGCAGUUGUGAGGGAAGAAGAAAAGGCCAUUGGAGGAUGUUGUAAUUUAACUCCAGUCAGAGCUCAACUCAGCUCUGAAAGGAAUACUACUGUUUAUAUUAGCAGCAGUUAGAAGGGACCUUUGUAGGUUAGCUCAUCCAAUGUCACUCUCAAAAGACAGCUGUGACCUGUGUGAGGUGGAGUUGACUGUGAUGUUAUUAGACUGAAUAACAGAAAUUGCUGAGGAUGGAGUUCUUACGCCUCUGUGGUACCCCUUUCAGAGCCAUGCCAUGUCAAACUACUCCUGUGGUAAACAUAUUUCUCCUAAUGUCCAGUCUGAAUAUUUAUGCUUAAAACUCUUAAAAUAUAUUAGUUUCAGUGUAUAAUUCAGCCAAUCUUUUAAUGAUGGGCUGACAUAACUGUUGGGCCACUUCCUGUCUGGGAAGUAUUAGUCCCCUGUUUAUGUUCCUAGUAGAUCCUGUUUGCAUUUGUAAAUCGGACAGCAGUAGCAUUUUGUGUGGACUGUGUGUCACUUUUUGAAGUUCCUUUGAGAUCAAUAUGACAGAAAGAGUGUGAAUGCAUAAGAUAUAGAGAUGAAUUUGGGUUUUGGGUAUUACAGUGAAGAAGGAGGUUACUGAUCUUAAAGCAUGGCCCCUUGUCCACAUGAGCAUGAUGCUUGAAGUUUCACAAAUCUUUUUCCCACUGAAGCAGACAACACCAUAUGGGCUCAGCUAUUUAAUUUGCGUCGCCUUUGAAAAUCAGGGAAGGAGUAGAAGGAAAGCACAGUAACUGAAUCCAGUUUUAAUUCCAUUUCUAACAAAAAUUGGGACCAGGAGCAUCUGAGCCUCACUGGAGAUGUUGCUCAUCAAAGAAGGGGCUCUGAUGCCCAGUGUACUUGCUGCUACAUGUAAGACUGUAUACAAAAUUACUAAAAUGUGUUCCUAUUUCUACAAGAAAAGACAGAAUAGUUUUCAUCUAAUGGCUCUAUUACACUCUCCCUUUAGGCAGAGUUGCUUUCUUUGUUGUUUUUUUUUUUUCUCUGGGGUUCAAGAAGAACAGGAUGCAUCACAUCACAUCUGUCCUUUUGGGUUGCACAGUGGUACCUACUACAACUUAAAUUUCAAUUUACAUACAGUUUUUGUACGAAAAAUAUUAGUGAAAAUGAUAGGAAAGUAAAAACAAAAGUUUGAGUAACACAGAGAAGAAAUGCGUAGUUGCAAAUUUGACUAUUUUGCCUUCCAUACAAAGUUAUUUUUGUAGAAUGCUUCAUUCCAUUUCACAAUCUAAUAGUAAGUAGCAUAGAUCCUGAAGUCUUUUUCUAAAGACUACUUUUAUCAUUCUAAGCACAAUAUUAAUUGAAGUAGUUACACAAGCUUUGUGUAUUCAUCUCUGUGAAGCCACUCUACAGUAAGGUAGUCAAGAGCAGGGCUGAUUUGUGUCUCUAGCUGACUCACUGAUGUGGGAGAAGACCGACAUCCUGAAAGGAGAAGAAAAGUAAUGCCAUUUUCCUAGGCAACAAAAAGAGCCUUGGAAAGUGUGAGGCUGCAUCAGUAAGUGUCAGAGAAGGCACUGUCUGCCUCUUAACUGUUUGGUCAAAGGGAGCUUUCUCUCAUGUAUGUAUGCACUUUUCUUGCUUAUGCUGAUGGGUGGCUGUCUAUGUGUUUUCCCCAAACAUCAUUUUUGUUAUCUAGCUACAAGUUUUUAGCAUGUUUUUAAAUAAAAAAAAAGUGAUAAUUGAGUAGAAAUAUAUUUAGUAUACACAAAUAUUGAUUUGUAUAAGUACAUACCUCUCUGCAUCUCUAAUUCAUGAAAGCACAGUUCAAGUGUGUGAAAAUGCUGUUUCUUUGAGUAUUUCUUCAGAUUGUAGUGUAUCUGCCGUCUCACUGUGCUUUGUGUUUGGAAGCUGCAUCAGCACUUAGCAGAGACAUAUUGGGAAAACUGCUUGAAGGAACCUCUGCUUGAAAACUGUGGAAGUGAUAGCAGUGAAUUAUGUUUCCUUUUGGUGGUGCCGAGGUUUUUAGUUAUAGGAAUCGCAGGUGGAGAGCACUGAAAAGAACACUCUCUCUGCACAUAGUUAAGUAGUAUGUGAGAUGUUAAUGGCAGAAAUUUAUCAAUGAUAACAGGAGGUUAUUUGUGUAUGCGAUGCAUUGAGUUCUUCGACUGUGGUCAAGUUAUGCCAACUCUCUUACCUGUGUCCCUCCCUACCGUCUCCAUUAUUAUUAAUAUACAUGGACUACAAACACACACAGGAGAAGUGCAAGCAGAAGACAGCAGAAUUGCUUCUUGUGGUCUUUCUUGGGCAGCAUGUUGAUCAGGUAUAGGGAAGACAAGAAAGGAAAGGGUAUUUUCCCAGCAGAUGGUUUUUGGGAGCAGCAUGGAAUAGGGCACACAUUCUGAUGUAACUUCCUUUUAUAGGGUUGAACAGCUUCAUCCUGUAGCUUAUGUGGAGAAACACGGAGAUGUUUGCCUACAGGCUAGCCAUCCGUUGUGCAGUAGAUAGUAGACACAAAGAAACAACAUGCCAUUCCCACCAGGUGAUGUUUGCACCAGUGUUUCUUCUAUGCAAUACCUUUUUUUGCCUUUAUAUAAAAGUUUUUUAAUAGGAUGAUACACAAAUAAAGGAUAUUUUAAAAGGUGA